AUAUAUUUAGUUGUGUAUUGAUAUUUAUAUUUUUCAUUUUUUUCUCAUUUUUUAAAUCCCCAUUUAAAAUUUUUUGCUUUUCUUCAUGAAAAGGAAGUUGAUGUGUUUCCAUUAUUUUUUGUAUACAAAUAUGAGAUGAGGGCUGUUCCUACACAACAGCAGCUGCCCAGCUUGAGCCAGCCUCCCACACAGCAGCAGCUUUCCAGUUUGACUCAGCUUCCCACACAGCUGCAGCAGGAGCAACCCACUGUUACUCAGCCACCAUUGAACGAUGACCAGCACACUAGUGAUGAUGCAACAAUGGAGGAGGACACUGAAGAGUGUAAUUUGGAGGCUGAGUUGGAUGGUGAGUUUGUUGUGCUUGAUCCUGAGUUAGAUGCUCAGUUGGAGGAGGAGUUAUCACGUGCUGUCCCGAAGACAGGACGUGGCAUGGAUAAAGGAGAUGACGCUCCUGCAGACCCGAGUCAAAGGAAGAGGACGUAUUAUUGGGAAGAAGAUGAUGUUCGUGUGUAUAAAAUUUGGAGAUUACAUUGUUGGAACCGUUUCCGAGACGAGCUUCAUCGAGCUCGAAAGGCAUGGGUUAAGGACAAGAAGUUACCCGAGUUCAUGCAUAGGAUACCUUUAAAAUUUUGUUGGCAAAAUGGAGGAGUCCAAAAUAUAUUGCACUCCAGGAAAGAGGUCGACAAAAUCGAGCAAAAGAAUGAUGCCCACCAAAAAUACGUGGAGAAGCAUGGGCCAAACAAGGAUUCGUGGCCAGAAUGGGAUCCACUUAUCUGGAAGGAGGUGGUUGGACCUCCUAAAAAGGGAUUCUUACAACACAAGUCCAGCAGUUGCAGUCUGAGCUUACUCAAGUUCAGGAAGAAAUGGCUAGGCGAGUUUAGACAGAGGUGGCCACACGUAUUCAUACAGAGGUAUCACAGAGAGUAUCAGAGAUGGAGGCCAGCUUUGAGAGGAGAUUCCAAGAGCACAUGCGCUUACUUAGCUAGCAAUAUUCUAUGAAUGCUACACAACCCCAGACUGGUUAUCCUUCUUCUAUACCACCCCAGACUGCUGAUCAUUCUUUUGGAGGAUUUAGACCUGAUCACUUACCACCUCCUACUUAGCGACAUUGAUAUUUAAAACUUAUAUUAUAUAUGUUUAUAUAUAUGUACUGCAUAUGUAUAUAUAUAUAUAUGGUGUGUAGGAUGAGAAGUUAGUAUAUAUUUAUUAACUUAAACUAGUUUUUAGUUAUGUAGUAUUUGAGUUUAAAUAAGUAAAAUAUAUAAUAUUAAUAAAAUUUAACAAUCCUA
Molecule: messenger RNA, 1289 nt
Organism: Rubroshorea leprosula
Lineage: Eukaryota; Viridiplantae; Streptophyta; Magnoliopsida; Malvales; Dipterocarpaceae
Source: the annotation of a GenBank genome assembly